This is a messenger RNA of Penicillium odoratum, 1704 nucleotides long. RefSeq names its product nitrogen permease regulating protein NPR2. Gene Ontology annotation, cellular component: vacuolar membrane; GATOR1 complex. Gene Ontology annotation, molecular function: GTPase activator activity. Gene Ontology annotation, biological process: positive regulation of autophagy; negative regulation of TORC1 signaling. The transcript has 4 exons. The record is from RefSeq and is a predicted model, not a curated record. Bases 1 to 1704 code for a protein of 567 amino acids. NCBI's taxonomy places the organism in Eukaryota, Fungi, Ascomycota, Eurotiomycetes, Eurotiales, Aspergillaceae.
AUGAUCAAGGGAAUCUUCUACAGCAAAUUCGACACACAAGAGGGCCCUAAAGUCGUCCACCAAGUCCCAGAUGGAGCCAUCGCUCCCUCCUCCACCGCACCGUCACAACCCCUCUACCUGACCUUCUCCGACAUCUCGUUCUUCGUGAUUCCCCGCCAGGAGCUCUGCGGAAACCUGCUUCAGGUGUGCACAAAUGGAUACCGUAUCUUAGGCUACCCAAUUUGCAUGAAGUCCGCUCGCUACGAUCGCAAUGAGUUCAUUUUCAAUUUCUGUCUCGUCUUGUCCGAAGAGGAUGAUUUUAGCACAUACAAAAGCGUGGUGCGGAAGCUAGCCGACUUGAUGCACGCUCUAGAGGAGCAGAACGGUUUCUUGUCGCGCGACUUUUCCAAAGGCGGCGAGGGGAAGGUACAUAGUCUCUGUGAAAUGCUGAUGGAAGAUCUCAACAAUUAUUGCGAGUGCAUGAUUCCAAUUGACGAGCUUAACACGUUGAACAUAAAGCUCUUUCCAAUAUAUCCUUCCCCACCGGCUGUCAAGGCCUGGUAUGUCCCACUCUUCACAGUACGGUACCAGGCCUUUAUGGACGAGAACUGGGACUUGACCAUGCAACGAGUCGUUCCGCAUAUCAACGGUGUCAAUAGCAUCCGUGUUAUCUCAAACCUCGCAGACACCGACUUCUCCCUCACCUGUCGCGCAAUCCGCCACCUCCUCUACUAUGGCUGUGUCUUCCUACUCGACAUCUUCUCUUUCUCAGCCAUCUACGCCCCAACAGCCCAAUAUAACAUCACCAUCGCCUCAGACGAAGCAAUGCAACUCGAAUGUGCCCGCUACGUUAAUACCCGCUUCGCACCUCAUAGCCCAAUGGCACCCCCAACCUCCAUCCCUCCACCAACAGCCGCCAUCGCCGCAAGCAACGGUAGCAACACAACCAUCAGCGCAAUGCCCCUCGCAAGCCCCCUCACCGACCACGCCCCCAGUCUAUCCCGCGACGAAUCCCGCUUCGACGCCGAAGAAAUCUGGCCUGUAAUAGGCGACCCAGAAGACAAACACAGCUCGGAAACAACAAACCCCACCCAACAAGGUCCAUCCGUCGUCGACGGCGUAGGCAUAGUAGAGCUCUACGCCGCACUAAAACAAGGCCAGAGUAUUAAACAAUGGUACUCACAACACAGCCGGGAACUUGCAAACAUCGACAUCAGACGCUUCAUUACCUUCGGCGUGAUAAAAGGCUUUUUGUACCGUGUGCACAAAUACGCUUGUGCGACAGGUCAACCUGCGCCCGCGACGCGGAAUCCUUCUCCACUCGUUCCUGGGACUGCUGCGGGGACGAAUGUGCCGAAUACCCCGGCGUAUUUAUCGACUGGGCCUUCGUCGCGUGCUACGACGGGGAAUAACACGCCGUAUGCAACUAGUGUUGGUGAGGAGGCGCCGAUCUCGGCUGUAGGGGGUAGGCAAGAGGGUUCGCAUGAGCGGGCUUCUAGUUUUCAUAGUGGGAGUCGGAGUGGGGUUAGGAUUGUUGGGAAUGCGCCGCUGACUUUGUUUGAGGAGGAUGAGGAGGAGGAUGGGAUUGAUGAGCGGUUGUUUGGACGGUAUCUUGAUGGGACACAUUGUUUUGAUCAGAUUUGUACGGAGUUGGAGAUCAGUGAGCGGGAGUUGACCGGAAGGUUGAAGAGGUUUCCAGGAGAGGUUGUUAUUAUUCAUCGGUGA